AUGAAGGCAAAGGGUAAACAGGCAGCGAAGCCUAAAUCUGCAUCAAAACCUAAUGCGCAGGAAAAUGCACAAUUCCUCGAGGCUUUGAAACUAUUUGAAGGUAAAAACUACAAGAAAUCAAUUAAGAUAUUGGACCCUCUUUUGAAGAAAGAUCCCUCUUAUGUAGAUGCUCUAGCAUUGAAAGGGCUAGAUUUAUUUUCAAUUGGUGAAAAAACUGAAGCGGCAUCUUUAGUCACAAAUGCAAUCAGUAAGAUCAAAGGCACCGAUGCUUCCUCAAUUUGUUGCCAUGUACUUGGUAUCUAUAUGAGAAAUACUAAAGACUACAAGGGAUCCAUCAAUUGGUUUCAAGCUUCUUUAGCUAAUGGCUCCAACAAUUAUCAAAUUUAUAGGGAUCUCGCUACAUUGCAAUCUCAAGUGGGCGACUUCAAAGGAGCUGAAUUUUCUCGUCAACAAUACCUAUCAGUUGCAAUGGGAUAUCGUGCCAACUGGACUGGUUUAGCUAUCGCCCAUGAUAUCAAUAACCAUCCUCAAGAGGCUGUUAAACUCCUAACACAAUUUGAGAAACUAACUGAAGGAAAAAUUGGCCCCGCUGAAGCUUAUGAGGACAGUGAAUGUAAGAUGUACAAGAUUGAUGUCAUGUACAGGUCUGCUGGAUCUACCAAAGACAAACUUUACAGUGCUUUACAGCAAUUGGAACAGGAAGAAUCAAAGAUUACUGACAAAUUUGCAGUUUUGGAAACAAAAGCAUCUAUUUACAUGAAGUUAGGCAAGUUCAAAGAAGCUUCCAUCAUGUACAGAACUUUAAUCAGCAGAAAUCCAGACGAUUUCAAAUAUUACACAUUACUUGAAGCUUCCUUGGGUAUUCAGAGUAACAAUAAAUUGAGAAAGGCAUUAUAUGAAAAACUCGCUACAUUCUACCCUAGAUGUGAACCACCGAAUUUUAUUCCUUUGACAUUUAUUGAGGAUGAAGCUGUACUCAAAACUAGACUCGAUGAAUAUGUGUUACCACAAUUGAAGAGAGGUGUACCAGCUGCAUUCUCAAAUGUAAAACCCUUAUACCAAAAAAGAAAAGCUAUUGUUCCUCAAUUACUGGAAGAUUCAAUCACAACAUAUUUCAAUAAAUUAGAUCCAAUGGAACAUCCAGGUGAAUACAUUUGGACCUGUUAUUACUUGUCUCAACAUUAUUUAUUCACCAGAAAUUUCACAAAGGCUCAAGAGUUCAUUGAACUGGCAGUGAAUCAUACUCCAACUAUGGUUGAAUUCUACAUCGUUAAAGCACGUGUUUUGAAACACAUUGGACUAUUAAAUGAGGCUGCAGAAACAAUGGAAGAAGCCAGAAAAUUAGAUUUACAAGACAGAUUUAUCAAUUGUAAAACAGUUAAAUAUUACUUAAGAGCAAAUAAUAUCGAAAAAGCCGUCGAAAUUGCUUCAUUAUUCACUAAGAAUGAUGAUGCAGCUAAUGGCGUUAAAGACUUACAUUUGGUUGAAGCAUCCUGGUUCAUUUUGGAACAGGCAGAGGCGUAUUACAGAUUAUACAUUGAAAAUUCGAAAAAAUUAAAUGAAUUGAAAAAUAAGAAUGGAUCUGAAGAAGAUGAAGAAUUAAAGAAGCAACUUCAAAACCUACAAUGGACAGUUUCAAAAUUCGAAGGUUUAUCACUAAAGAGAUUUUUGGCAAUUUCGAAAUUUUAUAAACAAUUUGAAGAUGACCAACUGGACUUCCAUUCUUAUUGUAUGAGAAAGGGAACACCUAGAACAUACUUGGAAAUGUUAGAAUGGGGUAAGAAGUUGUAUACCAAUCCAAUGUAUGUUCGUGCAAUGAAGGGAGCGGCAACGAUAUACUUUGAUCUUCAUGAUAGAUCAUUGAAAAGGAAGAAUGAAGAUGGCGAAGAAGCAGAAGACAAUAAACCUCUCAUCAAGCAAGGUAAUAAAAAGGCAAAGAAAGAGGAAACUCAAGCCAGUAAACGUAAAGAGCAGGAAGCCAAUGAAGUUAGAGCCUAUCCAACUGAUCAAGACUCUGAUGUGUUUGGACAGAAAUUACUUUCUACUGCUACUCCAUUAGCCGAUUUCAAUGAUCAUUUUUUUGAAAACUACUGUGAACAAGUGAAGGACUACGAAAGAGAUUAUAUUCUUGAAUUCGAAUAUCAUUAUAGAACGGGCAAAUUGGCAUUAUGUCUUGGUUCCUUAACUAAACUUGUUAAGAGAGAUGCUGAUAUUAAGAAAUCAGGAAUUUUUGCUGCUAUAGCCAUAAAGUUGUUAUUAGCCACAAGAGAAGCCACACCAUUCGAUGCUGUCGCCAAGAAAGUCGUCAUUAGAGGAUUUGAAACUGAAUUCGAAGACUUUCCUAUCAAUGAAGUUGAAAAUGAACAAUUCGAUUGGCUCAAUUACUUCCAAGAAAACUUUGAAAACAUUAGCAUAAAUUCUUUACUGUUUUUGAAUAAGAUCGAUUCCUUGGACAAAUUGAAAAUCAAGAAUCUUAUCUUGGAAAAGACUGCCAAUGCAGACCCAUACACUCAAAUAAAUAUCCUACAAUAUAAACUGUAA
Messenger RNA from Kazachstania africana CBS 2517, 2541 nucleotides. RefSeq names its product peptide alpha-N-acetyltransferase complex A subunit NAT1 (gene NAT1). The record is from RefSeq and is a predicted model, not a curated record. Gene Ontology annotation, molecular function: protein binding; protein-N-terminal amino-acid acetyltransferase activity. The transcript has a single exon. Gene Ontology annotation, biological process: N-terminal peptidyl-methionine acetylation. Lineage: Eukaryota; Fungi; Ascomycota; Saccharomycetes; Saccharomycetales; Saccharomycetaceae. Bases 1 to 2541 code for a protein of 846 amino acids. Gene Ontology annotation, cellular component: cytoplasm; NatA complex.